This is a messenger RNA of Anisakis simplex (herring worm), 411 nucleotides long. The record is from the annotation of a GenBank genome assembly. NCBI's taxonomy places the organism in Eukaryota, Metazoa, Nematoda, Chromadorea, Rhabditida, Anisakidae.
GAUUUGAGAAAUGAUUCAUUAGAAUUGCAGGCAGUUGACGUAUAUUUGGGAUUUUGUUAUUUAUUCGUUGCAAUGGCGCUUAUUGAAUAUGCUUGCGUUGCGUACGCCACCAAGAAACACAAUGAUCAAUUGAAGAAGUACAAGAAACGUGAAGAUAUGAUGCAGACUCAAACACUGCAAACACCCGAUCUGUUGAGAGAUGCACGUAUUGAUGAGUGUACGUGUGAGCAAGGUACUUCGGUGUUCGCAACAAUUGCUAAACGUCCAUUCAAAUUACGAUGUAUAAAGCACAAUCGCAUCGACCUCAUCGCCAGAAUCCUUUUUCCUGCAUCGGUUAGUGAGCACAUUCACUGUUUCUUAAUUCCCUUAAUAGUAAGCGAUGCUAUUUUCGUUUUACUUAUUCUUAAUUAG